AAUAUUGAAAUCUGCCCUGACACUCUCUCACGUAAGGCGAAAAAAUCAACACGAAGAAAGAAAAAUUUGGAAAAUUUUCAAUUCAACAGCUUCAAAAGUCUUCAGAGUUGUGGAAAAACGUAUCCUCUUAAAUGUGUGUGGAUAAAAAUUAUCAAAAUAUAAAAGCUCCCUUCAAGGGCCCAGGAAAAUAAGCAAAUAAUCAACAUCCUCCAUCCAAUCGACCAAAGGCACACCAACAACAACAACAUCGGCAGACAAGAAAAAGAUUGAGUAAUUUUUUUAGCAAAGAAAACAACAGACGGACAAGCAGGUAGUUCACACACACACACACACGUAUACCACUACUACUACUACGUUGUUGUCGUCUCGUUAAAGUCUAGACGAUCACCACUUACCUAGAACAAGGAAGCUAGGAAAGAAGAACUCACAAAGGCGUACAUUAACCUUGAAACAAUGCCCAACUCAAGAGCCUCGGCCGCGGCCGAAGUGGUCCACACUGGAUCCGGACCCCAGCCAUUGGUGAAAAUUGGCCACUAUCUGCUGGGUGCUACUUUGGGCACGGGCACCUUUGGUAAGGUCAAAAUUGGCGAACAUCAAAUGACCAAACAUAAGGUGGCGGUGAAGAUUCUGAACAGGCAAAAAAUCAAAUCCCUCGAUGUGGUGGGCAAGAUUAGACGUGAAAUUCAAAAUCUAAAACUCUUCCGACAUCCCCACAUUAUCAAGUUGUAUCAGGUGAUAUCCACACCCACGGAUAUUUUCAUGAUCAUGGAAUAUGUCAGUGGUGGCGAGCUCUUCGAUUACAUUGUCAAGCAUGGCAAGCUGCAGGAACACGAGGCCAGGCGUUUCUUCCAGCAAAUUAUUUCCGGUGUGGACUAUUGCCAUCGCCAUAUGAUUGUCCAUCGUGACUUGAAACCGGAAAAUCUGCUGUUGGACCACAAUCGCCAUGUGAAAAUUGCCGAUUUCGGUUUGUCCAACAUGAUGUUGGAUGGUGAGUUCCUGAGGACAUCAUGUGGCUCCCCGAAUUAUGCUGCUCCUGAAGUUAUCUCGGGCAAGUUGUAUGCCGGUCCUGAGGUAGACAUCUGGUCAUGUGGUGUAAUUUUAUAUGCCCUGCUGUGUGGCACCUUGCCUUUUGACGAUGAACAUGUUCCAACCUUGUUCCGGAAAAUCAAAUCUGGCAUUUUCCCCAUACCGGAAUAUUUGAAUAAGCAGGUGGUGAAUUUGGUGUGUCAAAUGUUACAGGUGGAUCCGCUGAAGCGAGCCAACAUCGAGGAGAUUAAAAAACAUGAAUGGUUCCAAAAGGAUUUGCCAUCCUAUCUCUUUCCCUCUUCGAUUGAACAGGAUUCCAAUGUCAUUGAUACCUAUGCAGUGUCGGAGGUAUGUUCGAAAUUCGGUGUCAAGGAACAGGAGGUGCACAAUGCUCUGCUGAGUGGUGAUCCCCAUGACCAAUUGGCCAUUGCCUAUCAUUUGAUAAUUGACAACAAGCGUUUUGCUGAUGAGGCUGCCAAGACGGAAAUAAAUAAUUUCUUUGUUGCCGGCUCACCACCGCCGGCGGCCCACUCACCAAAUGAGCCGCAAGAUCCUAAUUUUGGUGGUGGAUCUUCAUCGGGUACCUCCACGCCGGGUAGAACGUCCUUGACACCAUCCAUGAAACCCCAUCCGGAACGUAUAGCGCCCCUGCGCGAACGGCAACUGGCCAUGGCAGUACAGGCCCAGGGAGGUGGAGCCUUCCCCGAGAAGGCUGCCCGCGGUACACCCAUUAAACGGGCCAAAUGGCAUUUGGGUAUACGUUCGCAGAGUAAACCCAACGAUAUUAUGUUGGAGGUUUAUCGUGCCAUGAAAGCCUUGGAUUAUGAAUGGAAAAUCAUCAAUCCCUAUCAUGUUCGGGUGCGCCGUCAAAAUCUGAAAAAUGGUACCUAUUCCAAGAUGUCUUUGCAGCUAUAUCAGGUGGAUGCCAAAAGUUAUUUGCUCGACUUCAAGUCGCUGACCAACGAUGAAGUGGAACAGGGUGAUGAUGUUAUUUUGGAAAGUCUAACACCACCACCGUUGAGUCACUCCGGGGUAAUGCCACCCCAGCCCACGGGCCAUCAUACAAUGGAAUUUUUUGAAAUGUGUGCUGCUCUUAUUAUACAGCUGGCCCGUUGAAGUGGAGGUGGGACUAUUUUUCAAAAAAAAAAAAAUUAUUUUCAUAAUUUUAUAAGCUAUCCCAAAGUCGUACUAUGUAUCAGCUCAAGGCGUCGUAAUGGCCUUGAUAUAUUCUAUCUAUCGUAAAUGUAAACGAAAACUACAUGCAUCAAAAUAAUUAUUAUUGUUGUUUAUUUAGAAAUUAUUAUUAUUAUUAUUCUAUUUUAUAUUCCAAAUAUAUAUCUUUAAUCGCCCCUCACCCAAAAAUUGUCUCUCUCCCCACGCUAUUGGCUUUUAAAAAAGAAAAUUUUCUUUGUUGGCUUGUUUUGUUGAUUUUCUUGGAAUUUUAAUUUUUAAAAUAUUAUUAGUGUUUUUUUUUAAAUAUGCAAAUAUUUAAAGGCAACCACAUAGCCAUUUUAUUUUAUUUUUAUUUUCUUUCAAAGGCAAUAUCAUCUAAUGUAUGGCAUGAUUUAUUAUUUUAAUUUUUUCUCUUUGUAUUAGUAUUGUAAGUUUUAUUUCUUCUGUUAAUAAAGGUUAAGUGCUAUUCAGAAAAAAAGUAUUAACAAAAAAUGGAA
This is a messenger RNA of Musca domestica (house fly), 2696 nucleotides long. RefSeq names its product 5'-AMP-activated protein kinase catalytic subunit alpha-2. Gene Ontology annotation, molecular function: ATP binding; protein serine/threonine kinase activity. Gene Ontology annotation, biological process: intracellular signal transduction; protein phosphorylation. The record is from RefSeq and is a predicted model, not a curated record. Gene Ontology annotation, cellular component: cytoplasm. Bases 454 to 2142 code for a protein of 562 amino acids. The transcript has a single exon. Lineage: Eukaryota; Metazoa; Arthropoda; Insecta; Diptera; Muscidae.